AUGCUCGUCAAGUCUCUUGCCUCUCUUGCCCUCGCGCUGCCUGCGGCAGCGCACAUGUCUCUCUGGCACCCGUCCAUGUACGGGUUCUCAGACGGCUACACCCCCGUUACUCCCCUCGUGCGCAUGAACUUUAACCAGUGGUGGUUCCACGGCGCGAUCAAUGAUCCUCCUGCUGCUGGACAGUUUGCCGACCUGCCUGCAGGUGGCGCUUGGAACGCCCAGGUGGGCUGCUCCAAGGACGUCACCACGUACGGUGGCCGCCAGAACCAGAACCUCGCCUGUGACAGCCUCGGUGCUCUCCACCUCUGGCAGGACGACCCGAACGACGUCAAGGGCUGCUCAGUUGCGAUUGCCUACGAGUCCGACGUUACCAAGCUCCAGCCCGAGGACUUUACCGUUAUCUCUGUCGCCGCCGACUGCCCUUACAAGCGUGACGUGGCGUUCCAGGUGCCCGCCGAGCUCCCCGAGUGCCCUCCCGGAGGCUGCCACUGCCUGUGGUCGUGGACUCACAGCCCCAUGGGCGGUGCCGAGGAGAUCUUCCAGACUGGCUUCAGGUGCCGCGUCACGGGAGCCAAGGCCGGUGCCAAGCCUCUCCCCGCAUCCAAGCCACCCGUCAAGUGCCCCAACGGUGGCUGUGUUGUCGGCGCAAAGCAGCCCAUUUACUGGAUGCAGAACGAGGGUAACAACAUUGACAACUCGCCGAGCGACCCGCCCUACUACAACCAGGACUACGGCUUCUUUGACGGCGCCCAGAACGACAUCUGGGGCGGCGAUGGCGUCGUUCCUCCCCGCACUACCACCAGGGUUAUCUCCGCCGCUGCCCCUACCGGCGGUUCGUCGUCGAACGGCGGCGGUGGCGGAGGUGGCUCGUCCAACGGCGGCAGCAGCAAGGGCGGCAACGGCAACAGCGGUAACAACUGGAACGCUGGCAGCAACAACAACGGCGGCUGGAACGGCGGCAACAGCAACAACAACGGCGCCAGCAACAGCAACAACGGCGGCGGCAGCUCUCACCAUGGCAGCACGCACGGCGGCAACAGCUGGAACGACAACACCAGCUGGGACAACAACAACAGCAACCUGAACGCCAACCCUGUGCCCCAGCCUGAGACCAAGCCGGAGACCAAGCAGCCAGAGACCCAGCAGCCGGAGACCAAGCAGCCGGAGACCAAGCAGCCCGAGACCAAGCCCGACACCUCGAACAACAACAACAGCUGGCAGGACCAGAACAACGACAACGGCGAUGAUGACUCCAAGUACUGGACCGACGAGGAAUCCAACUACAACAACUGGCACCACGGCGGCAACGGCCACAAGAGCAAGAGCAAGACGUCCAAGUCGGUUGCGCCGACCCCGACCGAGGCCGCUCCCACCGCCUGGAGCGCCGCCCCGACCACUUCUGCUUCGGCUUCUUCCUCGCCGUCGUCCGAUUCGUCGUCGGAUUCGUCGUCGUCGACCACCACGACCACCGGCGGCAAGCCCACCCCUACCGAGGACAACAACAGCGCCGACCCGACCACCACCUCGUCGGCAGCGUACGGCGGCAGCUCGUCCACCGCCGGCCCUGACAAGGCUAACAACGCGGCCGCUGGCGACCACACGCCCGAGGCCCAGGUCGGCACCGCUCUCUUCCAGGAGGCUGCCGCUGCGCCCACGGCCGCGCCGACCGCUGCCCCGUCGUCCGACCCCAAGCCCGCUGCCGGUGCGGAGGAGGCUGCGCCUUCCCCCGCCGACGAGCACAAGGACCGUCCCGAGCCGAGCUCUGGCGGCCACUGGGUCUGGGAGGCCGACAAGGCCGACGACUCCAAGUCUGGCGCCGACGGCAAGAAGGGUGCCAGUGGCAAGCAGGGAGGCCAGGAGGACUCGGCCUCCUCUGGGUCCGGCUCUAGCUCCGACUCUGCCUCCUCUGAGUCCGACUCUGGCUCCGACUCUCCCUCGGACGGCUCGGCCGUGCCCAAGCGCAAGCGCGGAGCCCUCCCCCAGUCUGGCCUCCGCUCGCGCGCCCGCGCCGUGCAGCUCGCCCCGCGCUUCUGGUAA
Messenger RNA from Vanrija pseudolonga, 2037 nucleotides. RefSeq lists its product as uncharacterized. The coding region runs from base 1 to 2037 and encodes 678 amino acids. The record is from RefSeq and is a predicted model, not a curated record. Lineage: Eukaryota; Fungi; Basidiomycota; Tremellomycetes; Trichosporonales; Trichosporonaceae. The transcript is spliced from 2 exons.